Aspergillus oryzae RIB40 is the source of this 2181-nucleotide messenger RNA. RefSeq names its product glycoside hydrolase family 3 protein. The record is from RefSeq and is a predicted model, not a curated record. The transcript has a single exon. Gene Ontology annotation, molecular function: beta-glucosidase activity. The coding region runs from base 1 to 2181 and encodes 726 amino acids. Gene Ontology annotation, biological process: glucan catabolic process. Lineage: Eukaryota; Fungi; Ascomycota; Eurotiomycetes; Eurotiales; Aspergillaceae.
AUGGGAUCCCACGGAGAGUAUACAUUCAACGACGCCAUCACCGACGUCAAAGCUGGCCAGUCUCUGGUCGAAACAACGCAAAUACUUCUAUCCCAACUGACAAAAGAGGAACGCCUUUCCCUCCUCGAUGGCGACGUCGAAUUCUGGCCCGGUUUACGCUCGAUUCUAUGCGACCGCUACAACCGAACUCCAUACGUCCAUGGAGCGAUCCCCCGGAAACACAUCCCGGGGAUCAAGUUCACUGACGGCCCCAGGGGCGUGGUCAUGGGAAGUUCGACGGCCUUCCCAGUCCCCAUGGCUCGGGGCGCCACUUGGGAUGUUGAGUUGGAGCGUCGCGUGGGGGAUGCCAUUGGUCGCGAAGCCAAAGCCCAAGGCGCCAACUACUUCGCCGGCGUCUGCGUGAAUCUUCCGCGGCAUCCCGCGUGGGGUCGCAUUCAAGAGACCUACGGGGAGGAUCCGCUUCUUCUGGGAGAAUUCGGAUUGGCGCUGACGCAGAGUGUGCAGAAACAUGUAAUGGCGUGUGUGAAGCACUAUGCGUUGAACUCGAUGGAGAAUGCGCGGUUUCGCGUCGACGUGAGUGUGGAGGAGGCGGUAUUGCAUGAAGUCUACCUGGCGCAUUUCCGACGCAUUGUUGAGGGGGGUGUGGCGGCCGUAAUGUCGUCGUAUAAUUCUGUCAAUGGCGAAUGGGCUGGGCAGAACCGACAUUUGCUGACAGAGAUUCUACGGGAUCAGUGGGGAUUCGAUGGGUUAGUGAUGUCCGAUUUCAUCUUCGGCUUACGUGACGCGGCAGCAUCUGUCAAGAAUGGACUGGACAUCGAGGCCCCGUUCAGACAACAGAGAGCUAGGAAGCUUCCACGGGCUUUAGAAUCUGGAGAGCUGGACUGGAAAUAUGUCGAUCGAGCUUGUGAGAGGAUCCUUCGGAAGCAGAUCGAGUUUACCGUGCGUACGGAAGAUAGCCAACCCAGCCGAGAUGUGGUGUUCUGCGAUGAGCACCGAGCACUGGCGCGUGAGGUCGCUGCUCGGUCUAUGGUCCUCUUAAAGAAUGACACUGUCGAUGGCAAGGCUGUUCUUCCACUUCAGGCCGAAUCUUUGUCUCGUGUUGCCGUGGUUGGUCGCCUAGCGAACAUUGCCAACACAGGGGAUAAGGGAUCGUCCCAAGUGUUUCCGCCUGGGGUAGUCACGCCACUCGACGGCAUCAAAGCAGCGCUGCCAGGUACAGAAGUCCUUUUUGCGGAUUCAGUUGCUAAAGCCGAGCAGCUUGCUUCCCAGGUCGACGUGGUGAUCUGCAUUGUGGGCUACACCCAUGAGGACGAAGGCGAGUACGUUGUGCCUGCUCUUCAGGAUAAUCCAGCCCUGCGGGACACGCUUCCACCUGCGACUACCGCGGAAGAGCGCGAGACUCUCGAUAUCUUUGAGGGUAAUUCCGAUAAAGGAGGCAAUGGCGGGAUCAAGGCUGGCGCUGGUGGCGAUCGGAACUCGCUAAGACUCCGCGAGGAGGAUGAGAAGUUGAUACCCGCAGUCACUGCCCACAAUCCCCGUACAAUUGUGUCUGUCAUUACUGCGGGUGCCGUGAUUAUGGAGUCAUGGAAAGAUAGAGUGCCCGCCCUCCUGAUUAGCUGGUACAGUGGUAGUGAAGGUGGGCAUGGUCUUGGGGACGUGCUUCUGGGAAAGGUCGAUGCGAGUGGCAGGCUUCCGUUCUCCAUUCCGACGAGUGAGGCGUAUCUGCCCUUCUUUAAUCGAAAUGCAGCUGAGAUCUACUAUGACCGGUGGUUUGGGCAGCAUAUGCUCGAUAAGCUAGGGGUCAAGGCCGAGUUUCCACUCGGAUUUGGGCUGUCGUACACAACAUUUGCGGUAGACAAUAUAAUCGCCGAGAGUGUCGAUAAGGAGUCCAUUCAAGUUGCAGUCAAUGUACAGAACACUGGGCGCAGACCUGGGCGGUUCAUCGCACAGGCAUAUGCCGUGACAAAUAUUCCAGAUUUCCCAACUCGCGUGCUGCUUGGCUUUGCCCCUGUGGACCUGGAUGUCGGGCAGAAGACUAAGAUGAGAUUCUUGGCUUCUACCAGGCCGUUACAGCAAUGGAAAGCGGGCACGUUCACCCUCCGGACGAACCAAAUUCAACUGCAAGUGGCAUCAUUUGCUGGUGAUGGAGGUGCUGUAAGCACGAAUGUGUCUUUUGUCUAG